GAAAAGAUAAGUAACCAGAAUCUUUUUAUUUUUGAUUAGCAGACUUGGCAACGUUUGCUAUUGACCGUAGUUUUUGUUUGUUGACAAUUAGCAGCAAGUUGCCACGUAAUCUAUGUUCCUUUAAUUUUCUAAAAUCAAUUGAAUAAAGUUUUUACUUUGAGUAAUAUUUCAAAAUCUGAUCAUUUAUACAGCCCAUUAUGGGCAGUGGAGAAAGUACUCUUGUUCCUGGUGGCGGAACUGAAGGUUAUCAUGUUUUGCGUGUACAAGACAAUUCACCAGGAUCCAAGGCUGGCUUAGAGGCAUUCUUUGACUUCAUAGUGGCAGUUGGAACUACUCGCUUAAAUCAAGACAAUGAUACCUUAAAAGAGAUACUGAAAGUGAACAUUGAGAGGCCCCUUCAAAUGACGGUGUACAGCACUAAGAGUCAGACGGUGCGUGAUGUAGAGAUCACUCCUUCAAAUACCUGGGGAGGGCAGGGACUUCUUGGUGUCAGCAUCAGAUUUUGUUCCUUUGAAGGUGUUAAUGAAAACGUUUGGCACGUAUUGGAAAUUCAACCACAUUCCCCUGCAGACUUGGCUGGUCUUUACCCUUUUGAUGAUUACAUAAUUGGGGCAGAUUCUGUCCUUCAUGAGUCAGAAGAUCUUUUUAGUCUUAUUGAAGCUCAUGAGGGCAAAGCUCUGACUCUCUAUGUUUAUAAUGUUGUGUCUGACCUGUGCAGAGAAGUUGUCAUCACACCCAACAAGAAUUGGGGAGGAGAAGGAAGCUUAGGAUGUGGAAUAGGAUAUGGGUAUCUUCAUCGAAUCCCGACCAGACCUGCAAAAGUGGAUGUCGUGAAAUCUCCAUAUACGCAGAUGCCUCAAAAGAGUGAUGGAUAUUCAACAGUCCAAUUGAAUGCGACUAACCCAAGUUUCAUCACACAAACUGUCCAACAAGAGCAAAAUGGAAAUCAAAGCAUGCCACCUGUAGCAGCAUCAGUGCCCAUUGUACCAUCAAUACCUACAAUGGAGGCUGAUGCUGUGAAGGCAGACAAAAUGGAUGCGUCUCUGAAUAAUGUUUGCAUUCAGCCUCUAACGACAACCCUCAGUCUGCCUGGAAUGCCUGUGAUAACAGUGAGUGCAACGUUGCCCACAAAUACUCUAGCAAAUUUAACUAUCUCAUCACCUGAUUCAACAACAACAACGGGUUCUCAUACAGAAGUUGGAAAUGGUGAUAGUAGUUCAUAUUCAGGCCCUGCUAUGCCUGCACCUCAACAUGUCUGAACUUGUCAUUUCUUGUCUCUACUAGAACAAUAACCCUUCUAUUUCACUGUAUUUACCACCAAACACUGAAUCGAUCAUCAGACUUGUUUUAGCUUCAAAAAAGAAAGUUCUGUUCUCUCUCUCUGCACUGGUGUUUAUUUUGCAAAAUUUUUAUGUAUGUUAUGUAUUCACUUGGCACUGCCAGGGAGCAAUUCAAAUAUUAGUGACAGAAGAAGGGUUUGUAAUUUGCUUAUUUUUGCUGAUAAGGGAGGAGAAAUGCUUUUGUUAAAAAAGAAGAAAAAAAACUUCUUUUUUUUAAAAAAAAAAAAAAAAUUUUAAAAGAAAAAAGGAAAUAUUACAAUUGUAAAGAGUACAAAUUUGUAAUAGGAAAAGAAAGAAAAUAUUUCUUAAAAGAUUUCCGAGAUUCAGAUUUUUUACCUCAAAAGAUUCAAACAGAAUAUUCCACUCAACAUUUUCUAAAAUGAAUGAUGACAAGGGUCUGUCCAGGACAAAUUUACUACCGUUUAGCG
Molecule: messenger RNA, 1768 nt
Organism: Parasteatoda tepidariorum (common house spider)
Lineage: Eukaryota; Metazoa; Arthropoda; Arachnida; Araneae; Theridiidae
Source: RefSeq, a predicted model, not a curated record